Messenger RNA from Cyprinus carpio (common carp), 2699 nucleotides. Its product is annotated as peptidyl-prolyl cis-trans isomerase G-like. NCBI's taxonomy places the organism in Eukaryota, Metazoa, Chordata, Actinopteri, Cypriniformes, Cyprinidae. The record is from RefSeq and is a predicted model, not a curated record. Gene Ontology annotation, biological process: protein folding; protein peptidyl-prolyl isomerization. Gene Ontology annotation, cellular component: nucleus. Gene Ontology annotation, molecular function: peptidyl-prolyl cis-trans isomerase activity.
CAGGCGGCUGAUGUUUUUACCCAGAAUGCACCGCUGAUCUUCACGGCGCCAUCUUUCCAGACCUGCGCGCUGAGGACACGAGACCGAAAGUCAAUGUUGUUGAUGUUCUCUUCAUUUUGGUAGCAUUUGUUUAACUUGGAUCAAACAUUGUGAUGGGGGUGAAGGCGCAGCGUCCUCGCUGCUUCUUUGACAUUGGCAUCAGUAAUGUGCCAGCGGGACGAGUGGUCAUCGAGCUUUUCUCGGAGGCGUGUCCCAAGACAUGUGAAAACUUCCGCUGCCUGUGCACGGGUGAGAAAGGAAUUGGUAAGACUACCCAGAAACCCUUGCACUACAAAGGAAGUCUGUUCCACAGGAUAGUGAAGGACUUUAUGAUACAAGGAGGAGACUUCAGUGAAGGAAAUGGUAGAGGUGGUGAAUCUAUAUAUGGAGGUUUCUUUGAAGAUGAGAGCUUCUCAAUGAAACAUACCAAGGAGUUCCUGCUGUCGAUGGCAAACAGAGGGAAAGACACCAACGGCUCACAGUUCUUUAUAACUACAAAGCCAACUCCUCACUUGGACGGACUUCAUGUGGUGUUUGGUCAGGUGAUCUCCGGCCAGGAGGUGAUCCAGAUGAUCGAGAGUCAGAAGACGGAUGCCAACAGCCGACCCUACGCUGAGGUCAAAGUGCUCAACUGUGGGGAACUUGUUCCAAAAUCUAAAGAAAAGAAAGAAAAGAAGAAGCAUCAGUCAUCCAGCGAGAGUGACGACGACUCUUCUUCAGACAGCUCCUCGGGGUCAGAGGAAUCAGAGAAGGAGAAGAAACAACGGAAGAAACAUAAGAAGGAACACAAGAAAAAGAAAGAACAGAAACACAAGAAGAAAGACAAGAAAGGGUCUGAUGAGGAAGAGGCUGAUCCCCAACCCGUGUCGACCAUCCGCCCGGAGGAAGUCCCGGCUGUUCCUGAAAACCGCUUCCUAAUGAGGCGAAGCCCCCAGAAGGCCAAAGAAGAGGAGCAGGGGAAAGAAAAGCAAAAGGAGGACUCCGGGAAAGACAGACAAAGAGAGAGAGACAGGGAGAGAGAGAGGGAAAGGGACAGACCCAUGGUGAACACUCGGCCAAACCGCACGAGACUGGUGAUGACCAGGUCAGGGCGCAGAAUUAAAGGAAGAGGACCGAGGCGCUACCGGACACCAUCUAGAUCUCGCUCACGGUCAUGGGAUCGGUUUCGCCGCAGUGAGACGCCUCCACACUGGAGGCAGGAAAUGCAAAGGACACAGAAAGCUAAAGCCAACACAGCCGCCACCCAGGAUCGAUGGAUCAAAGGGGACAAAGGAGAUAUGUCAGAGGACAAGACCGAAGCCACUGAUCCAGCCAGCGAGAACAAAGCUGCAGGACAAGAAGCAGCAAAAAAGAACUCUGAACGAGAAAAGAGAGAUGCAAAGCGGGACAAAUCACGCAGUCCCUCCAGAGGAAGAGAUCGGAAGAGGGACAAACAUCGCUCCAAAAGCAGAGAUAGGGAUGCACGGAAAAAGACCGAUGCAGAUGCGGAAAAGAAAAAAGCUCGCAGCCGGAGCAAGAGCAAUGAAAAGAAGAGAGAAAAGGAAAAGCACAGUAAAGCGGACGACAAACGCGGACGCUCAAGCAGCAAAGACAGGAAAGAGAACGAUGCCAAAGAGCGUGACAAGGAGGGCGAGGAAAAGGACAGAAGCAAAGAACGGAGCAAACCGCAUUCAGAAGGGAAUGAUAAGGAAAAGUCAAAAGAGGUGGAAAAGAAGAAGAAUGGAGAGCAGCGACGUGACCGAUCUAGAAGCAGAGAAAAGGGUCGUGAUGCAUCACGGAGGUCCAGGUCCAGAGGACGCGACAAGCGUGGCCAAUCACGCGACAGAGGCCGUGACAGACGCCACAGCAGCAGUCGAGACCGAAGGUCAUCUCGCCGGUCGAGAAGCAGAGAGCGAGACAGACGAGACCGCGGGAGAGACGCAGAAGACAGAAACAAGAGGAAGAGUGCAGAGGAGUCAAAGAGCAGAGGACGAGACAGGAGCUCCAAAGAACGAUCCUCCCAGAGACCGAGAAGCCGAGAGCGAGAUGAUCGGCAGAGCAGCAGGAAGAGGAGAGAAAAGAGUGACAGCGGAAGCAGCGAUUCAGAGAGCGAUGCUGAUAAACAGAAGAAAAGAAAAAGGAGCGAGAGUCCGAAAUCUAAAGAGAGAGCGAAGGACAAAUCUAAAAGUCCAAACAAAGAUGUGAAGAAAAAGGACUCCUCUUCCAGUGACAGCGACUGAGAGGCUGCAUGUACAACUCCAUUUUUUGUUUUCAUUUUCCCCAUCAGUGACUCGCUGUACAACGUUGGAUACAAAGAGACAUAUUUUAGUCAUUGUGUGAAACAGACGUGCCCCUCUCCUGAAUGCCUGGAAUAUUUUUUUAAUGACUGAUACGGAUCGCAGUGUCCUAAUUUGUUUCAGUUGAAUCAGUUAUUUUUGUCUUGCUUUUAUCUUGACAUUUGUUUUCAUUUUCUUGCCCAUAUCUUGACAUAAACGUUUAGUGAAAAUGGUUGCUUAAUUGUUUUUCUGUCCAAUCUGAGCUGUGUUUUUUAAAAUGGGUUUGUUGGGGACGUGUUUGCAUACAGUGGAGUUUUGUAAGGGCUUUAUGUUUGUAAGGAGAUGACAAUGUUAGGUUCUGUUGAAUUUGACAAAUAAAAAUUGAUACUGAACCUGUGAACUUCA